GGAUCGCGGAGAACGCGUUUUUGGGACGAAAACAAUGAUGCCUCUAUCCCUCGAUUGACAUCCUCGCCUGAUCUUGUUUCCGCCUCUUCUCAGGCAAGCCAUUGCGGAUCUGUCGCUCCUCUCAUCCCUCUCUUCGGAAUCGCGCGGAUCUUUCUUGAUUGAUCGUGAGGGUCGUUUCCUCGCCGCCGAGUGUCAGGUUCUGGGCUUUGGGGGCGUUGAUUGCUGAUUAGGGUUUGGAGGGGAGGAGAUCGAUGGUUGUCAAAGAAGAGGAUUCGGAGUAUGAGAGCGAUCCUGAGGACGCACCGCUGCCAAGGAUGCGUCGCAGGGAGGCGAGCGACGACGAGGAAGGGGAAGGAUACGAGGGGCGGGGGAAGUCUCCGGCGGGAGACCUGGUGGCGUCCGAUGGCGAGUCGGAUGGUCAAGGCGGUGCUGAGGUUUAUGAUGACGAAGAGGAGUACUACGACGAGGAGGAUGAACUGGUGGACAGAGUAGAGGAAUUCGGUGGGGAAGAAGAAAUGGUGGAAGGCAAAGGUGGGAAUCUUGCCAGUAUUCCAGUAAACGAAAGCCUCAAAGACUUGGGAAAGGCACCAAUUCCUGAUGGAGAUGGACAAACGUAUCUUGGAACACCAGAAGAAAAUGAAGACAAGAAUCCAGUGGAAGAGGAGGCGAAGGAGAGUGAACCCUAUGCUGUGCCGACUGCUGGGGCUUUCUACAUGCACGAUGAUCGAUUCCAGGACAAUGGCAGGGGUCGCCGCAGGCGAAUGUUUGGUGGCCAAAAGCUGUGGGAUCCUAAAGAUGAACGUGCUUGGGUGCAUGAUAGAUUUGAAGAAAUGAAUUUGCACGAGACACGAAAUCAUGAGGAAAGAUCAAAGUCUAGAGGCCGUUUUAGGGGACGAGGUGGAGGUAAAAGAUGGGGCUCUGAACAUGUGUAUACUAGAGGAAACAGGUCCAAUACAUACCGUGAUGAUGCUGAAAGUGAAACCCGUGCCCCGAGGACUGUUAGAGGGAGAGGACCUAGGCGUUAUGAACCUAUUCUGAGGAACAAAAGAGACUUUCCUGCAAUUCAGAGCAAACGUUUACCUUUAAAACCUCACCACUCAGUAUCAAAUGAUACCUCUGGAAGACCAUCUUCUCAAGCGGCAACAGUUCAAUCAGAUGCUGUUCUUCCAAAGAAGAACUCGUUUGCCUCAAGCCUCAAUUCUGCAUCACCCCCAUUUUACCCCUCUGGGUCCUCUAAUCAAGAUAUGGCAUCCUUGACUCAGAAAAGGGGCGUACAUACUGGAAGCAUCAAUAAGCCCAUUUCAUAUACUACACUGACAAAAGAUAAUUCUAUGGCAUCCCAAACAAACUCAUUAAUGAGAGGGAAUACACCGACUGACGUUGUUGGACCUGAUAAGUUAUUUAUUGAUGAUUCCUUUCGGUCAACCACAGGGAAAAUUAUGGCUACCUCCGGUCUCCAGCUGUCAGGAUCUUCAUUAUCAUCAAAAGAAAUUCAGACUGCUAGUUCUAGGGUCCAAGUUAGGGAAUCAAGUAUUGUUGGUCGCAUAAAUAGACAUUCUGAGUCAUCAAUUGGCCCACCUGGAAGAGUUGCUACUCAAAACAAGCCCACAGACCAGCGACCACUUCAGUUUCCAGCACAAUCUGCUACACGAAUUUCAAACCAGCAGUCGGUCCAGCUUCGUAGCAUAAGGAAUCAUUCAUCAUCGCCUCCUGAUUCUGCACCUCCUAGUUCAUCUGACAUUAUACAGUCUGAUUCACAUUCAGGUGUAACCAAGCCAGAAGUCACACUUGUUGGAAAAACAAAGAUUAACAAUCAAGGGAUAGGAAAGGGACCCUUUCUGUAUGGUGGAGCUCAGGUAAUUGGGGCAACUGGGGCUGUGGGACUUCCCAAUGGUGAUCAUAGCUUCCCUGGAACUCCAGCACUUUUACCAGUUAUGCAACUUGGUGGUCCUAAUCCUGGUGGUAUGGGGGUUCCUGCAAUGGGUAUGGCUCUUCCAGGAUAUGUAGCUCAACCUCAGCUUGGUUUUGGCAAUACAGAAAUGACUUGGUUGCCAGUAUUGGCAGGUGCUGCUGGGUCUUUAGGGCCACCUUACUGCCCACCUUACAUCGCUCUUGAUGGAAACUACUUUGCUCAUCCUUCAGGACAGACAUCUUCAUCAUCCCCUUCUAGGGAAACUGGUACAAGCAAACCUGCUAGUUCUUUGAAACCUUCCCAGAGACCUGAGGUGAAUGAGGACUCUGGGCAACGCCAAAGCAAGCCUCGUAGGUAUUCAGAGAUGAGUUUUGGCCAAUGAUGUGCAUGGGUGGUUAAAUAUGUCCUAAUAACAGCUUAAGGUGUUUUACAAUGCCCUCUGUGGUCUUUGCUUUGGCAUCUAAUUUGACCAGGAGCACAUUGGGCUGUUUAGUCGACUACAUAUGCUAGCUGUUUAACACCUGCUCUUGCUGUAAUGUUGUGAGACCACCAUUUUGCAGCAGGAUGGGUGGCGUGGCCUUGUUCAAAUUAUCGUACUAUAAUUGCAGUUGGACUGGUUGAACCUUUUCUAAACCAUAAGAUAUGUUGAGUGAGCUACUUUUUUUUCUUUAGAGAUAUGAAGAAUAUUGAAGAGUUGUAGAUAGUGAUGUUUCGACUUAGCGAGCAUUGUUUGCAAUGAGUAAUGAAGAAGAACCAUUUGAUGUUUUGAAUUUGGAUUCUAUGUUUGAGGAUUAAUUUGACUGGAGAUAAUUAUCAUGGCUUUGUUGCGCUUGCACGUGUUAAAA
Zingiber officinale is the source of this 2757-nucleotide messenger RNA. RefSeq names its product protein MLN51 homolog. The record is from RefSeq and is a predicted model, not a curated record. The coding region runs from base 252 to 2294 and encodes 680 amino acids. Gene Ontology annotation, molecular function: mRNA binding. The transcript is spliced from 12 exons. Gene Ontology annotation, biological process: mRNA processing. Gene Ontology annotation, cellular component: exon-exon junction complex. NCBI's taxonomy places the organism in Eukaryota, Viridiplantae, Streptophyta, Magnoliopsida, Zingiberales, Zingiberaceae.